Molecule: messenger RNA, 936 nt
Organism: Melampsora larici-populina 98AG31
Lineage: Eukaryota; Fungi; Basidiomycota; Pucciniomycetes; Pucciniales; Melampsoraceae
Exons: 3
Coding region: 1-936 (311 amino acids)
Molecular function (GO): oxidoreductase activity
Source: RefSeq, a predicted model, not a curated record
AUGCCGAUCAAGGAUCAAGUCUCAUCACGAGGUCCUGGAACAAUUGUGGGAGAGGUUCACUCUUAUGUAGGGUCCGACAUUGGCGAAGCGUAUCUAAUUGACAAAACCCGUCACCACGUCCCUCUUCGAGACCUUCGAACUAUUAAUGAAGCACCGGAUUUGAAAACUUGGGGAUUUACAUAUGUUUCCGGAAGGCAUGUUGGAGGAAUUGAAAACUUGGAAGAAUUAUCUGAUAAGAACCAAGCUGCUUUAAAAGCUGAUUCUGUUGAACUUGUGAAAAAGUUGACAGGGGCAACAACAGUGUAUGCCUUGCAAGGUGGCUAUCGGUAUUACGAACCAUCAGGAUCAGUCAGAUCAGUUCCAAUCAUCCACUCUGAUUGGACACUAGAGGGUGCCAAAUGGUUUAAAACCAGAGCACGAAAGGAACUAUUGGCGUCAGAGAAUCCAACCGAAGUUAAGUUUGGAAAGUAUGUUGUGGAAGGCAAAGAUGUCGUUAUCUACAAUGUUUGGAGGCCUCUUCAUACGGUUCAAGACAAUCAUCUUGGUUUGUGCAGAUGGGAUUCACGUUUAAAGGAAGACGCUUUGACAUCGAUACCUAAAGUAACAAAUCUCAAAAAUGCACUUCAGCCAUGGAGGUAUAGCGAGGCUCAAAAAUGGUAUUAUCUACGUGAACAAAAAGCCGAAGAUGUUUUUGUCUUCAUGCAGCACGACGCUAGGGCACCCGAUGGUCACGGUAUCAAUGUUCCGCAUGCUGCCUUCAAGUUGGAAGGUUCCCAAGGACCGGAUACACGAAAGAGUUAUGAGAUCAGAGUCAUUGCAUUUAUUGAACCUUCAAUCAAAAGAAGGCUUUUACGAUUGAAGGAUCGCAUCAAAUCAACUUCUCCCAAAUUCAAGUGGAAUUCAUCAAGAAAUCUCGAAAAAAGAAAGCCUAGCUAG